AUGGGCAAGCGCAAGCCGUUCGGUCGCAAGGGUGGCAAGGGCCCCAACGUGUGGAAGAAGCCGCGCACGGAAGACGGCAGCAAGCCGGACGACCGCGAGGCUGGCUUUGGCGAGUGGGUCUACCGCAACGAGUCCUUCGAGGCCUACUACAAGGCGCAGAACAUUGUCGUUGACGCCGAGUGGGACGCGUUCCUCAAGCACUUGGCGGCGCCGCUGCCGACGACGUUCCGCAUCAACAACUCGUGUGCCUACGCCGACAAGAUCCAGGAGCGCAUUGCGACCGACUUCAAGUUUGAAGACUUGGUCAUUGACGGCGAGAAGGUCGACCCGAUCGGCCAAAUGCCGUGGUACCCGGAUGGCAAGGGCUUCCAGUGGACCGUCGAGCGCCGCAAGAUCAAGAAGCUGGAGAUCCUCAGCGAGUUUCAAAAGUGGCUCGUCAACCUCUCGGACGCCGGCGACAUUACGCGCCAGGAAGCUGUGAGCAUGAUCCCGCCGCUCGUCCUUGGUGUCGAGUCGCACCACAAGGUGCUCGACAUGUGCGCGGCGCCGGGCUCCAAGACGUCGCAGCUCCUCGAGUCGCUCCAUGCGGACGAGAGCAAGACGGGCAAGCUCCCGACGGGCCUUGUCGUGGCCAACGACAUUGACAUCAAGCGCGCCUACAUGCUCGUGCACCAGACCAAGCGUGUGGGGUCGCCGGCGCUCGUCAUCACGUGCCACGAAGCUCAAAAGUUCCCGCUCUUGAGCAGCGACGACAACAAGCAGGGCUUUUUCGACCGGAUUCUCUGCGAUGCGCCGUGCAGCGGCGACGGCACCAUGCGCAAGAACCCGCUCAUUUGGCAAAAGUGGAAUGUCAAGAACGGUCUCUCGCUGCACCCGCUCCAGCUCUCGAUCGUCAAGCACGGCGCGUCGUUGCUCAAGGUCGGCGGCCGCAUGUGCUACUCGACGUGUACGUUCAACCCGAUCGAGAACGAAGCCAUCGUCGCCGAGCUCCUCCGCUGGUCCAACGGCGCCUUGAAGCUCGCCGACGUCUCGGAAGUCCUCCCGCGUCUCAAGCGUCGCGCUGGUAUUUCGUCCUGGACGGUCAUGAACCACGAAAUGGAAGUCGUCGGCUCGUACGACGAAGAGGCCGAAGCCAAGCGUGGCCAGUACAAGAAGCUGCUGCCGUCCAUGUUCCCGCCGACGCAGGCCGAAGCCGACGCCUUCAACCUCGACCGCUGCAUGCGUUGCCUGCCGCACGACGAGAACACGGGUGGUUUCUUCAUCUGCUUGCUCGAGAAGGUGGCGCCGACACCGGAAACGCCGGUCGCGCCGGGCGAGGAGUACUUGACGUUCAACGAGGUCGACGAGGUCAAGGCGUGCUUUCAGAUGACGUCGGGCUUUGAGGCCUCGCAGCUCUUUACGCGCUCGGACACAGGCAAGUCGGUGACGUUUGUGACGUCGUCCGUCUCGAGAGAGCUGCUUCCGGCCAUGAAGGCGCGCAACAUGAAGGUCGUGUACGCUGGCAUCAAGAUGUUUGAGCGCCACGACCUUGGCACGGGCACGGGCAUGUACCGCCUCACGCAGGCCGGCACUCACAUUGCCAAGCCGUUUAUGCAAGCGCGCAAGAUUGACGUCAACAACCGUGACUUCCAGUACAUGCUCGAGCGUCGCGGCGACUUGCUGCAAUUUGACGUCUUUUCCGAGUCGCUCAGCGCGUUCUUCAAGAGCGCGCCGCUCGGCAGCUACGUCUGCACGCUGCAGCGCGACGACGGCAAGCCGCUCUCGACGACCGAAGACCAGCUGCUCAACCUUGUGGUGUGGCGCGGCCGCAACACGGUCAACGUCAUGGCCGCCAAGCCCGACGGCCUCGCGCUCACGACGACGCUCAAGGCGCUUGGUCUCUACGACGACGCGCUCGCGGCAGAAGUCGCGGCGCUCAAGGCCCCCACCGAGGCCAAGGAACCGGCUGCGGUCGAGACGACCGAAGAGACGACGGCCGACGUCGACGUCGAGGCUUAA
This is a messenger RNA of Saprolegnia parasitica CBS 223.65, 1998 nucleotides long. RefSeq lists its product as hypothetical. The coding region runs from base 1 to 1998 and encodes 665 amino acids. NCBI's taxonomy places the organism in Eukaryota, Oomycota, Saprolegniomycetes, Saprolegniales, Saprolegniaceae. The record is from RefSeq and is a predicted model, not a curated record. Gene Ontology annotation, molecular function: RNA binding; tRNA (cytidine-N5)-methyltransferase activity. Gene Ontology annotation, biological process: RNA methylation. The transcript is spliced from 9 exons.